ACUGUCACACUGGUCGAUACAUAGGUAACAAUUGGUGACAAACAUGUUGGUUAAACAUAUUGUCAAGCAGGGUCUGCUGUUCAGAAAUGCUGGUGCCAUGUCGCGUGCCGCUUACCAUAGCGGUGGACACCACCAUCAUUCCACCAUGAACGACUUGCCCGUGCCAGCCGGUGACUGGAAGGAGCAGUACUCUCGCAACAACUCCAAAUACAAUGCCGCCCUCAUCACCGGAAUUCUGGUGUUCGCCGGCACAAUUGGAUUCAUUAAGUCGUCGGGCUUGGUGCAUUUGAACUACAGCCCACCCAGAGACUUGGAUUAGGUCCAGAGAGCUCUAGAUUCACGUACAUUGCAGAUAUAAAUUUAUAUAUGUGUGUUAAAUAAGCUUAAAGUGGCGAAAUAGUAAAUCACAAACCUAAACACUGUU
Drosophila grimshawi is the source of this 424-nucleotide messenger RNA. RefSeq lists its product as uncharacterized. NCBI's taxonomy places the organism in Eukaryota, Metazoa, Arthropoda, Insecta, Diptera, Drosophilidae. The record is from RefSeq and is a predicted model, not a curated record. The transcript has 4 exons. Bases 44 to 319 code for a protein of 91 amino acids.